UUCUUCCCGUCCCCCUUUUCUCACUUCCCUCUGCCUCCGCUCUCCUCCUAAACCUCGCUCCUAUCUCUCUCCUGCUCUCAGUUUCCGAUCCUUUCCUCAUCCUUCUUUCCUUCCGGCGCCUCCCUUGCAUGCUGCAUCAGCACCGACGACAGCUUUAACAUGGACUCUACCUCACCGGUCACCACGGCGUCACUGGAGUCAGUGACGAACGAUUUCAAGAAUCAGAGCUUGGAAGCUGAUCGGAGUAACGACGGCGACAGGGAAAAUGUGAAAUUGAAGCUUGAAGAUCUGAACUGGGACCACUCCUUUGUUAGAGAGCUGCCUGGUGAUCCCCAAAGCGAUAAUAUUCCUCGUCAGGUAUUUCAUGCGUGUUAUACCAAAGUUUUGCCAUCAGCUGAAGUGGAGAAUCCUCAGCUUGUUUCAUGGUCCGAGUUAGUUGCGGAAUUUCUUGAUUUGGAUCAUAAAGAAUUUGAAAGGCCAGAUUUCCCCCUUUUAUUUUCUGGGUCUUCUCCUUUGGUGGGAGCGAUGCCUUAUGCCCAGUGCUAUGGAGGACAUCAAUUUGGAAUGUGGGCUGGUCAGUUGGGUGAUGGCCGUGCAAUAACUCUUGGGGAGAUUCUGAACUCUAAGUCUGAAAGGUGGGAAUUGCAGCUUAAAGGUGCUGGGAAGACCCCUUAUAGUCGAUUUGCAGAUGGUCUUGCCGUGCUGCGUAGUAGCAUCAGGGAAUUCCUUUGCAGCGAAGCAAUGCACUUUCUAGGAAUCCCAACUACCCGUGCCCUUUGUCUUGUGACAACAGGAAAAUGUGUGACUCGAGACAUGUUUUACGAUGGCAAUCCAAAGGAUGAGCCAGGUGCAAUUGUUUGUAGAGUUGCACAGUCCUUUCUGCGCUUUGGUUCUAUCCAAAUACAUGCUUCAAGAGGAAAAGAGGACCUUGAGAUUGUUCAUACCUUAGCAGAUUAUGCCAUUAGACAUCACUUUCCUCAUCUUGAGAAUAUGAGUAGAAGUGAGAGUUUGUCUUUUAGCACUGGCAAUCAGGAUCAUUCAGUUGUGGAUCUAACCUCAAAUAAGUAUGCAGCAUGGGCAGUGGAGAUUGCAGAACGAACUGCUUCUUUGAUUGCAAGCUGGCAGGGAGUUGGUUUUACUCAUGGUGUUCUGAACACUGACAACAUGAGCAUUUUGGGUCUCACCAUUGAUUAUGGUCCUUUUGGAUUUCUAGAUGCUUUUGACCCUAGUUAUACACCAAAUACAACAGAUCUUCCAGGGAGAAGAUACUGUUUUGCAAAUCAGCCUGAUAUCGGCUUAUGGAAUGUUGCACAGUUUGCUACAACCUUGUCCACUGCCCAGUUGAUAAAUGAUAAAGAAGCUAAUUAUGCUAUGGAAAGGUAUGGAACAAAAUUUAUGGAUGAUUAUCAAGCUAUAAUGACAAGAAAACUUGGCCUCCCAAAGUAUAAUAAGCAGCUGAUCAGUAAACUUCUCAAUAAUAUGGCUGUUGAUAAAGUUGACUACACAAAUUUUUUUCGUUCACUUUCCAAUAUCAAAGCAGAUCCCAGCAUUUCAGAAGACGAGUUGUUGGUUCCACUGAAGGCUGUUCUGCUGGAUAUUGGCAAGGAGCGUAAGGAGGCAUGGAUCAGUUGGGUGCAAUCCUACAUACAGGAGCUUGUUGCUGGUGGCAUCUCAGAUGAGCAAAGGAAGGUUGCUAUGGAUUCAGUAAACCCUAAAUAUGUCCUCAGGAACUACCUUUGUCAGAGUGCCAUUGAUGCAGCUGAACUUGGAGAUUUCGGAGAGGUUCGAAGGAUGCUUAAAAUAAUGGAAAGGCCAUUUGAUGAGCAACCAGGAAUGGAAAAAUAUGCUCGCUUGCCUCCAGCUUGGGCUUACCGCCCAGGGGUUUGCAUGCUUUCUUGUUCUUCUUGAGUUGUAUUGCGUACCCAUCACAUAAUACUAAUGCCAGAAAUGCCUAAGGAAUAUUGCUGUAUAUAACAGUGGAAAAGAUUAAUUUUUGUUCCUUCUUCCUGUGACAAUAACAGUACAAUACCUGUUGGAGACAUACCCUCCUUUUUCUGCAGUCAUAUAAUUUAAAGAGGAUAUGGAAAAUUAAGAUGUUAUGAUGUU
Molecule: messenger RNA, 2106 nt
Organism: Rubroshorea leprosula
Lineage: Eukaryota; Viridiplantae; Streptophyta; Magnoliopsida; Malvales; Dipterocarpaceae
Source: the annotation of a GenBank genome assembly